AUGCGUCUCGUUUUUAUCACGAUGCUGCACGGCUUUUGUGUCUUGUUUCUUCCAGGACAACAAGCCUCAGAAAAGAAUAAGGCUAUAUAUGCUCUCGUGGCUAGAUCCUUGGACUUGCAGUCGGCCAUUUCUGACGUACUGGCAGAAUUGGGUGUUUUAGAAGAUCACCCGCACAUCACAUCCUCUGAUUUACCGCCCUGUGCUGCCUGUCUCUUGGUUGUAGUCUCAUUCGACCUUUGCUUUCCGCGUAGACCAUUCGGACGACGAAGUGAUGCUUUAAAAAUUCUUAGGAAAUAUAGUCAAUCUGGCAAAAUUGCCUCAGAUCUUCGAAGACUAGUUAAAAUGCGGGCAAAGAAGGUGGGUCCGAGGACAAAUUCCAUCCCUCGAGUUCCUCUGUUUUUGCGUUCCGUUGAGCCAAUGGAUAAAGUCAUAGAAACGUUGGGUUCUUCGGGCGACGAUAUCCACAAUCAGGUUGUCUACGAUCGGGAGAAAACUUCUUACAAAAAAUUCAUUAAACUGGUACGAAAUCUUAAAAAGAAUGAAUUCGUACGAGAUUAUCACUUUCCAAGUCUUAUCAUAGUACUUCCCCCUGGUACAGAUUUGCAUCUUUCACCGGUGAUCACUUCUAACUCGGCUGUAAUUCAAGAUAAGGCAAGUUGUGUGCCGCCUCUAGUUCUUCUGGAUGCUCUCGAGUUACCUCGAUCCCAGCCGCUUAAAAUAUUGGAUGCCUGCGCUGCUCCUGGUAAUAAAGCUACCCUCAUUUUGUCCGGACUUAAACGUCUUGCUCAAAAGGGUUGUCUUAUGGCCCUAGACCGUGAUAAAAAAAGGUUCAAACAGCUUUGUUCUAAUCUGCGCCGGAUGCAUGAUGGUAUCUUGAAGGUGAACGGUGUGAUAGAGGGCGGGGAAGUUGGCAAAAAAAACUCUGGUAGAGUCAUUUGUGAGGCCUUCCCUCGAGAUUUCCUUACCGUCGAUCCUUUGAAUGAGGAAGCGUUUGCAGAUGUCAAGGCUAUUCUCGUGGAUCCUACAUGUUCAAACUCGGGUCUAUGUUGUAAACGCCCAGAAUUGGCUAUUCAGGGGCAAGAAGACGAGGCGGCGCGUGUAGCACGAUUGGCCAACCUCCAGGCCAAAAUUCUUCGGCACGCUCUUUCCUUCCCCUCCGUCGAGGAAAACGAGGCAGUGGUUCUUGAUCUAAUGAAGUCUGGUGCAGCGGCAGAUUUUGAGCUAGUGUCAAUCUGGGAUACGAACAAAAAUACAGGACAGACGGGAUCAAGGACAGGGACCACUGCUGCACCAAAACUUUUCGCUCCACUAGCUCCUUGGAAGAGGCGAGGUGUUGUUGAAGAUGGCAACGACGAUGCCUCGAAGAUGAUGGCAAGGUGUUUGCGAUCGUCCACAGAAAAGGACCUUACUGUUGGUUUCUUUGUGGCCUGCUUCAAACGCCGAAAAUAA
This is a messenger RNA of Hydatigera taeniaeformis, 1449 nucleotides long. NCBI's taxonomy places the organism in Eukaryota, Metazoa, Platyhelminthes, Cestoda, Cyclophyllidea, Taeniidae. The record is from the annotation of a GenBank genome assembly.